AUGGCGGAAGCCUCCAAGAAUUCCCUCUUGUCCUCGAAACCUUCGGAGAGUGACCUCAACGUCUCUCUCCAUCCUCUUGUUCUCCUCACCAUAUCCGAUCAAGUCACAAGGCAUUCGGUGCGAAGACAGCCGGGUCCAGUAGUGGGCGCGCUUCUUGGACAGCAAAGAGGCAGAGACGUUACAGUGGAAUAUGCUUUUCCUGCUGCAAUAGUGAAAGGCCCAGAGGGGCAAUGGCGGUUCAACUGUGAGUGGAUGGAAACGAGGAUACAGCAGUACAUGGCCGUUCAUAAAUUACCCGCACUUGGAUUUGUUGGCUGGUUCACCCUAUGCCCGCGUGAAGGCCCCUUGCCCGAAUUCAUGUAUCUCCAGAAACAAGCCAUCGAUUUCUGCAAUGACAACGCCAUUCUCCUCGCUUUACACCCUGAAGCUAUCCAAUCAAGCGACACAGGUGGAGGGAAACUUCCCAUCACGAUUUACGAGAGCAUCGACGACCGCGAACAGCCCAACGAUGAUGGCGACAGAGAAGAGGGGUCAAUGCAAAUUGACGGAGAAGAGACAUCAAUCACCAAGUUCCGCCAACUACCAUACACAAUUGAGACGGAUGAGACAGAAAUGAUUGCAAUAGAUUAUGUGGCUAAAGGGGCUGGUGGCGCAGCGGCAGUCGACGAUGCACAGCCCCGGGAGCCCGCUUCAAAAUCCGUCGAACCGCCUCCAACAGAUAAGAAGGGCAAAAGGCGAGCAGAUCCAAGUUCAGAGACAUCCGACGUACAAGAAAUAAACGGCGUGGAGGAGCCAAUUAAGACGCUCACACCGGAAGAAGAAGACCAAAUCGCUGGUAUAACGACCCGUCUCAACGGCGUAAAGAUGCUCCAGUCUCGCCUUGCCCUCUUGACAAAGUUUAUCCAAUCCCUCCAGCCCUCGUAUAUCUCUGCCUCAGGCACUGACAGCGUGCCUAUUUCACUGACCCCAACAAGUCCGGACCCAUCUCAUCUCCCUCACCUACGCAACAUCCAUGCCCUCCUCACCCGCCUUUCUCUCCUCACUCCGCCCACGCAAGCUGCCCAACCACAGCAGCCUUUAGCGUCCGCUUCCCUCGCGCAAUCUAACGACGUCUCUCUCGUCACCCUCCUCUCUCUUCUAGGUCAAGACAUCCAGGCACUCUCAGAGCUCGGGCGCAAGUCAGUUACAGUGGAGGCGAAUAAGGGUAGUUCGAGAGGCAAGCACCAACAGCAAGGAGGACCGAAAGGUGUAGGUGGAGGCGGACCAGGGAUGGGACCCAGCGGACCGAGUGGCUUCGCGGGCAUAGGUGAAGGCGAUGUCCUAUUUGCCGGCGCUGCGGGCGUGAACAGUGCAGGGGCGUCGGCGAUGGUGUAA
Cladophialophora psammophila CBS 110553 is the source of this 1374-nucleotide messenger RNA. RefSeq lists its product as uncharacterized. Gene Ontology annotation, cellular component: COP9 signalosome. The transcript is spliced from 2 exons. Lineage: Eukaryota; Fungi; Ascomycota; Eurotiomycetes; Chaetothyriales; Herpotrichiellaceae. Gene Ontology annotation, molecular function: protein binding; metallopeptidase activity. The coding region runs from base 1 to 1374 and encodes 457 amino acids. The record is from RefSeq and is a predicted model, not a curated record.